Messenger RNA from Macrobrachium nipponense, 1849 nucleotides. RefSeq names its product organic cation transporter protein-like. Lineage: Eukaryota; Metazoa; Arthropoda; Malacostraca; Decapoda; Palaemonidae. The transcript has 13 exons. Gene Ontology annotation, molecular function: transmembrane transporter activity. Gene Ontology annotation, biological process: transmembrane transport. Gene Ontology annotation, cellular component: membrane. The coding region runs from base 50 to 1687 and encodes 545 amino acids. The record is from RefSeq and is a predicted model, not a curated record.
AAAGCCCAGGCACUUCUGCAGGCGGAGAAGCGCCCAACUUCAGCUCCACAUGACAAACAAGAUAGACGACCUACUGACCCAGCUGGGCACAGGACGAUGGAAUGCCCUGCACUUCUUCAUCACGGGGUAUUGUAUGGGCCUCACUACCUACCACGCACUGGCAGCAGCUUUUUUGACGCCAAACGUCGACUACACGUGCAUAUCAGCCUUAACAGGUGAAGAAGAGGAGGGGGGACCGCCCAUUCACCUGGGAGUCGUGAAAGACAUUGGGUAUCUCAAUGACAGCAGAAGAGAUGAGUGCAUCUUCGUCGUGGAGAACCCGAAUAAUGGCACCUACAGCGAAUUCCCCUGCAGUGAGUGGCACUUCGAUAACUCCACCUUCAGCAGCACCAUCACAUCUGAAUUCAAGUUGACUUGUGACAGGCAGCAUCUACGGGCUUGGUACCAGAGCAUCUACAUGUCAGGAAUAUUCAUAGGUGGUUUAUGCUGUGCAUUUUUAGCAGACAAGUAUGGACGCAAGAGAAUCAUCGUGUUCGGGCUUAUGGUGUACGUUUCCUUAGGUCUACUGACCAGCUGGUUGAGGGAUUUGUCGCCGCUCCUCUUCUGCCGUUUCGUGAUGGGAGUCAUGAUGCCUUUCUGUGGCAACAUCGCUUAUGUGCUUCUCAUCGAGGUCACCGAGGCCCGUCUCCGGCCAGUCAUGGGGGUACUGGCCGGCCUGCCCUGGGCAUUUGGCAUCCUCAUCCUGGCUGGCGACGGGUAUCUCAUCAGGUCUUGGAGGUGGCUGCAGUUAGUAUCGUCACUGCCUGGUGUAUUUCUGAUUCCUUGGUUACUGUUCAUGGACGAAUCCCCAAGAUGGCUGGCAGUGGCUGGCUACCACGACAAAGCCCUGGAAGUUCUGAGGAAAGCCGCCAGAUGGAACGGUACCACGCUACCAAGUGAUGACGUCAUCAGGAACAUUUUCAAAGAGUGCCAAGAUCUCGAAACGUCAUCUAAACAAACAAAACAUCAGACAGUUAAAGAGAGACUCAGAGCCGCCACUGAGAACUUUGUGAUACUCUUCAGAACAACCAAGCUGCGUAAAAUAACUGCCAUCAUGUACGUGAACUUCCUGGUACUCAACAUGGUCUACUAUGGCCUCUCUUUGAGCGGCGGGAAUCUGAGCAACGAUCCUUACGUCUUCAUGGCUCUCUCAGGACUGAUGGAGAUUCCAGCGUACUCUCUGACCAUACCUAUUGUGUCCAGGUUCGGCAGAAGAAUCCCAGGGGUUGGCAGCUUCCUUCUCAGUGGAUUAAUGCUUCUGUCUUUAAUUCCUACUCCUAAAGACUACGUCAUCACCACCAUGACCCUGGCGAUGAUCGGGCGGGUGGCCAUCUCCUCGGCUUUCCAGAUCGUGGUAUUCUAUUCCUCUGAGCUCUUCCCGACGGAGGUGCGAAGCAGAGGGAUCUCCACUUCCUUCAUGGUGGGCAGGAUCGGUUCCAUCGUCUCUCCGUUCAUUACUGAGCUGCUCGUCAUUGCAUUCCCCUGGGCACCCUCCCUGGUGUUCGGUGCGACUUCCAUGGUGGCCGCUGUUGUCACGCUGACUCUCCCAGAGACGCAGGGCGUGGCCCUACCGGACACCGUUGCCAGUUUGGAGGAGAGGGCGGACAAGGCCUACUCCAGGUCUUGGAGAGCGGCACCAGCGCCAUGAGAACGAUCUGGUCUUCAAACACCAAGUUUUACUGAAAAGCAGAAUUUUUACAAUAGAUUUUUACCGAGCAAAAUGAAAUUGCAAAAAGAUAUAAUGAAAGACAAUUUUUUUAUCCCAUGUACGAUACGUGAAACAUUUUGUUCCGUUGAUUAAAUCAACAUU